Messenger RNA from Brassica napus (rape), 1820 nucleotides. Its product is annotated as transcription initiation factor TFIID subunit 11-like. Gene Ontology annotation, cellular component: nucleus; transcription factor TFIID complex. The record is from RefSeq and is a predicted model, not a curated record. Gene Ontology annotation, biological process: RNA polymerase II preinitiation complex assembly; transcription initiation at RNA polymerase II promoter. Bases 802 to 1383 code for a protein of 193 amino acids. Gene Ontology annotation, molecular function: protein heterodimerization activity; transcription coactivator activity. Lineage: Eukaryota; Viridiplantae; Streptophyta; Magnoliopsida; Brassicales; Brassicaceae. The transcript has a single exon.
AGCAGCAGUAAUUUGAUAUUGUCAAACCAAGUUAGCCUAUUCUAGAUGGUCCAAUAGGUUCCUUGGCUUGACAAGAAGCAAAGUCUGUGUCAGCAUCUUGAUGUUAUCACGCCAUAGCACUUCCUUUUAGUUGUAUAGUGUAUCCAUCAGAACAGUCUCGGUGUACAGUCUCAUAAUAGGUUCCACAACUUUGUUCCAUUCAAGUUCAGCAGAGUUACUCAACCUGCAUCAUCACAGAGAUAUAUGUCUUGUAAGGCUUAUUCACGCAAACUACCAGAAUUCACCAUCCUUCAGAUUAUGUUUCCAUUUCGUUUGUUUCUCUUUAAAAUCUAUAGAACUGGUGAUGAUAGAUUAACUAUUGUAUAGUUUCUUAACCCUCUAUGGGAAGCACACGUUGUUCCACCUCUAUGUUUUCUCUGAGAGAAACUCUGUUUUCUUUUUGGGGUAAUAAAUUGCAGUUUAGCUUAGAAACUAAUACAUUGUUGCGAUUAAAACGAUUGGCCGGCCUUACAGAAAAGGAAAGAAAAGCAUAUAGAAACAGAGCAGAGUUCUCUGCACCUUGGCUUAGAGCAGUUCUUAAUCCAAAAGAGAGGUACUUUGGUCGACAAGAGGAUGCUCUGUUUCUGAUAGUUUGAUCGAUAGCUUUGAACAUUUGAGUUUCAGUUGUAUGUUUGAGAAGUGAAGUCUAUUGUUUGGCGAGCAAGAUAUUAUAUAUACAAGUUGUCCCACAUCGGAAAGCCAACUUAUUCUACUAAGACAAACAUGAGUAUAUAAUGGAGUCCCAUAUAUUUAAUUAAAUAAAUGUAUUUUUUUAUGAAACGUUACAAAAAUCCUUUUGAAGCAGCAAUUGAGGAGGAGGAGGAGGAGGAGGAGGAGCGAGAUGAAUCUCCUCCAGAAUCACCUGUUUCCGACAGUGGCAGAGGCGUAGAUGGCAGUGAAGAAGAUGUUGGCCAUCUCCGUCAGGUGAAGAAACUUAAAACCUCUGACAAUAUGGAAGUUGAUCUCACCCAAAUCCCAACUGUUGAAGCUAGUGAUCGUGAGAAGAAGGUAGCCAAGAUGCAUGCCGUUAUAUCGCAAUUCACAGAGGAUCAAAUGAGCAGAUAUGAAUGUUUCAGGAGAUCUACUCUUCAUAAAUCAAACAUGAAGAAGCUAUUAGAGAGUAUAACAGGGAUUAAGAAUAUGAACAACGACGACCCUAGGCUUUCGGUUAUUAGUGGUAUAGCAAAAAUGUUUGUUGGUGAGCUCGUGGAAACAGCUCGACUAAUUAUGGUAAAAAGGAACGAAGCAGGACACAUCAGGCCUUGCCAUAUCCGAGAGUCCUACCGCAGGCUCAAGCUCCAAGGGAAAGUGAUACAAAGGACAGUUCCCCGCCUUUUCCGCUAAGUCAGAGAGUGACUCUGAGAAAGACAAAUCACUAUAUCUUAAAAGCCAAACCCAUAACAUAAGAAUUGUUUUGUUUUCUGUUUUGCUUUAUAAAUGUGCUGGUACUAUUCGGAUAAAAAAAAGACAAAUAGACCGGUAAGGGAAUGAAAACAUAGUUCACAAAUCACAACCCAAGAAAACAGACAUAAAUAAAAGUCUUUGCGUUAAAGUCGUGAAUGAUUUAUGCACAUGUACCAAAACCUGACUAAGCCUCAAUUCACAUGCUCAAAAUCUCACUAUCAAGUUUUUUAGCUUUUUGUGUUUCUAUGUACCAAUCAUGUUUCUUUUCAUGAUUCAGAUUGACAGUUGUCUCCUAAAUACCAUUUACUGUAAUGAUCCCGAGCCAAAUGAAGUCAUAAAGAACAAGCCUGGUUCUCGUGGGAGGAGAAUCAUCACUU